Molecule: messenger RNA, 1631 nt
Organism: Brachypodium distachyon (stiff brome)
Lineage: Eukaryota; Viridiplantae; Streptophyta; Magnoliopsida; Poales; Poaceae
Product: dof zinc finger protein DOF5.7
Exons: 1
Coding region: 106-1278 (390 amino acids)
Biological process (GO): regulation of DNA-templated transcription
Molecular function (GO): DNA-binding transcription factor activity; DNA binding
Source: RefSeq, a predicted model, not a curated record
GCCAUUCAAUAACGAACCCCAGCCAGCAGAGUCCGUCCCUUGGUUGCUGGCUAAUUCCCUCCUCGCCAGGAAACCCUUCUCCACCACCGUCGCAUCAUCCAUCCCAUGAUUCCCAUCGAUCUCCAACGCACUCCAUAUUCAUUAUACCCUCCUCGCUUGUUAUAUACGCCCCCGAAUCCCCUCCUUUCUCUGACGACUAAUUACCUCAAAUCCAUCCAUACAUCCCCGUUACAUACGUGUACGGCCCCGGGAAUCCUAGCUCGUCCGAUGGCGGGCGACGAGGCGGUGGCGCAGCAGCCGCGCAAAGGCGGCACGGGGACUACGGCGGCUCAGGCUCAGGCACCGGCGGCGCCGGGGGAGGCGCAGCAGGCGGGGCUUCGGUGCCCGCGCUGCGACUCGCCCAACACCAAGUUCUGCUACUACAACAACUACUCGCUCUCGCAGCCGCGGCACUUCUGCAAGACGUGCCGGAGGUACUGGACCAAAGGCGGCGCCCUCCGCAACGUCCCCGUCGGUGGCGGCUGCCGCAAGAACAAGCGCUCCCGCUCCUCCUCCGCUUCUUCCGCUGCUGCUGCUUCCUCCCGCCUCUCCCUCAACCUCCCCGGCCCCGACCACCAACACCAGCAAGCCGACCUGCAGCAGCAGCAGCAGCACGCGGCCGUCAGGAUGGGCGGCGGCUUCCGUGGCGUCGUCGACUUCCACUCCGGAAGCAUGCUGCCGGGCCCGACGUCCGCCGUCGUCAGCCACGGCCAGUACGUGCCGUUCGGGGAAUGGCCGGCGCCGGGGGCGGACGUUAACAACAACAUUAGCCACGGGAUGAGCGGCGGCGGCGGCGGCGGCAGCAGCAUCGCGUCGUCGAUCGAGUCGCUGAGCUACAUAAACCAGGACCUGCACUGGAAGCUGCAGCAGCAGCGGGUGGCCACCAUGUUCCUCGGGCCCCCGAUCGCCGCCGACGCGCAAGCUCACCAUCAUCAUCAGUUCGGAGCAGGCGCCGCCUUUCUGCAGAUGGAGACGACGACGGCCGUGCCCGCGGCGGCCACGUCUUGGUUCAUGGACAGCUCCUCCUCCUACGCGCCCGCGCCGCUGCAGCCUAAUUCUUCUUCCUCGCCCUGCAGGCCGCCCGCUGCCGCUAGCUGCAGCAACAUCAACAGCGGCAGGAGUACUAGCGGCGGCGGCGGCGGGGGUGACGUCGACAACGCCACGUCCAACAACAACAACUGCGGCGGCAGCGACAUCCCGUCCUGGGGCGACAUUUCCACCUUCGCCAUGCUGCCCUAGGGGCGAUCGAACUUAAUUCCAAGUGCAUGCUAAUUAUCUAAUUCCGAAGGAAUUCAGCUUAAUUCAGGGGCUAAUUUGUUUAUCAGUACUGCUACUAUCAGUUAAUUAACGUACUCUAGUGUCUAACUGGGUUGAGAUAUACUUAUAUCGAUCGAUUCGUAUUGUUAAGUGAUAGUAAUACUUGUCACAGACAUCCUAUCCUAAUCAAACAAUCCAUGUAUCAUGUCAUGUUAUCUUCUUUUCUUCAUUCCAUUUGCUUUGUUUACUUUUCCGCUUUCGUUUAUUCCAUGUCCAUGCAUGCAUGGGUAUGUUGUAUCUACAGUCAUGGCGAAUCCAAUUAAUCAUUUUCGAUC